Phragmites australis (common reed) is the source of this 738-nucleotide messenger RNA. RefSeq lists its product as uncharacterized. Lineage: Eukaryota; Viridiplantae; Streptophyta; Magnoliopsida; Poales; Poaceae. The record is from RefSeq and is a predicted model, not a curated record. Bases 171 to 422 code for a protein of 83 amino acids. The transcript has a single exon.
UUCCUCGUGCAGAAUUAUAUAUCCUAUCCUCACACUACAUUCAGCCUAGCUUGGCCUCUUGCGUAUAUACGACGAUUGUUGUGUCGCUGCGCCUGCGCCUGCGUGCUUAGCCGGGGCAAGGACGCAAGGUACGGUGAUCGGAAGCGACGAGAGGCGGAUCGCGCGGAUUGAUGGCUCUGGGAGCGGAGACCCUGCGGCGGCCGUUCCCGGCCGGUGGCAGCGACGGGGAGGUCUCGGGUACGGGGGCGCUGGUGUUCCUCGCCACGGACGGGGACCGGCCGGUCGACCCGGCGAUCUGGGGCGACGAGAAGCGGAUGAAGCGGGAGAUCGUCGCGUGGGCCAAGGCCGUGGCGUCCAUGGCGGCCAACAAGAACAGCUCCUCGUCGCCGUCGCCGUCGCCGUCCAUGAGACGCAGAGGAUAGCUAGUGCGCAGUUCCUUGAUGGAUGGGUUUGUAGUAGUUGAGCUUGUAGAUAGAUCGAUCGCUGAGCCUUUAGUUUGAUGGAUGGUGACUGCCGGAGUCUGAUUGUCAUGAUGGCAUGCGCCAUCUUUGUUUGGCUGCUUAGAUGCGCGAAGCAGGUGAAUCGAAGCUUGCUUGCUUUAGGCAAGGCUGAUCUAUUAUUCUUUGUUAUAUUUUUGCUAGGGGGGCUUAAGUAUAUAGGUGCUCCCCCGUCUAUAGUGUUCUUGUAAUUUUCGAUUUUUCUCUGUAAAUAUAUAUGAUCAAGAUUUAUAAGCUUGUA